AGGGACCUCACGUCGCUCACCUUCCCUCCACAGAUAUCAUGCCACACCAUGAGCCCGGCUGGCUCCAUAUAUCACCCACCGCCAGCGCGCGCCAAGAGAGAGCAGGCUACCCUAUAUAUGUGUGCAGAGAGAAACGAGCAACAGCAGGUGGUAACAAGUCCGAAUAAGAUUCAUGGGGGGAGCAGCGGCGAGGAGUGAGGAGACGGAGACGGAGACGGAGGGGAGGAGCAACGAUGGGGUGGCGGCGACGAAGGUGCCGUUCCUGGGCAUGUUCAGGUACGCCGCCGACCGCACCGACGCCGCGCUGAUGGUGGUCGGAACGGCGGCGGCGAUGGCGAACGGCAUGUCGGAGCCGCUCAUGACGGUCGUCUUCGCGGCGGUCAUCGAGUGCUUCGGCGCCGGCGAGGACAGCACGGUCCUCCACCGUGUCAGCAAGGUUGUUAUGUACUACAUCUAUCUGGGAAUCGGAACAGCAGUUGCUUCCUUUCUCCAGGUGUCAUGUUGGACAGUGGCUGGAGAAAGGCAGUCGACACGCCUGCGAUCUUUAUACCUUGAAGCUGUUCUCAGACAAGACAUUGAAUUCUUUGACGUGGAGAUGACAACUGGGGAAGCAGCUUCUAGAAUGUCCGCAGAUACUGUACUGAUCCAAGACGCCCUCGGUGAGAAGGUAGGGAAGUACAUACAGCUUUUGACAACCUUCGUUGGUGGCUUUAUCAUUGGAUUCGUAAGAGGCUGGAUGCUGGCUCUCGUUGUGCUUGCAUGCAUGCCUCCAAGCAUUCUAUCCUUUGCAACUGUCUCACGAUUGCGAGCUCAAAUAUCUGGCAAGAGGCAAGCAUCAUAUAGCGAUGCAGGGAAUGUUGUCGAGCAAAGCAUUGGAGCAAUAAGAACAGUUGUUUCUUUCAAUGGCGAGAAGAAAGCAAUCGCAAUGUACAAUACUCUCAUAAAAAGGGCGUACAAGGCUACUUUCAUGGAAGGGAUCAUCACUGGUCUUGGAAUAGGCUGUAUAUUUUUUGUUGUAUUCUGCAGUUACUCUCUAGCCUUUUGGUAUGGCGCCAAGUUAAUCAUCAGCAAAGGAUAUACUGGAGGGCAGGUCAUCAAUGUCGUAUUUGCAAUUUUAACUGGUUCAAUGGCCAUAGGUAAUGCAUCACCAUCUAUUUCUGCAAUUGCAGAAGGGCAAUCUGCAGCACAGAGGUUGUUCGAAAUUAUCAACAGAAAACCAAAGAUUGGCAUCACCGACACUUCCGGAAUCGUAUUAGAAGAUAUCAGGGGAGAUGUCGAACUCAAGGAUGUGUUCUUUAGGUAUCCUGCAAGGCCUGAACAGUUGAUACUUGAUGGCUUGUGUCUACAAGUACCUAGUGGUACUACAAUGGCUAUAGUUGGGGAGAGUGGAAGCGGAAAAUCAACAGUAAUUAGUCUGGUGGAGAGAUUUUACGACCCACAAGCUGGUGAAGUGUUGGUAGACGGAGUCAACAUCAAGAGUUUGAAACUACACUGGAUUAGAGGAAAGAUCAGCCUUGUCAGCCAAGAACCGUUGCUUUUUAUGACCUCCAUCAAAGAUAACAUAGCCUAUGGUAAAGAGGAUGCUACACUUGAAGAGAUCAAGAGAGCAGCUGAGCUUGCAAAUGCAGCAAACUUCAUUGAAAAUCUGCCAAAUGCAUAUGAGACAAUGGUUGGUCAACGUGGUGCUCAACUUUCUGGGGGCCAGAAGCAAAGGAUUGCCAUAGCAAGAGCAAUCCUUAAAAAUCCAAAAAUCCUUCUGUUGGAUGAAGCUACAAGUGCUUUGGAUGUAGAGUCUGAGCGGUUAGUGCAAGAAGCAUUAAAUAGGAUCAUGGUAGGGAGAACUACACUCGUUGUUGCUCACCGCCUGAGUACCAUCAGGAAUGCAGACUGCAUAACAGUUGUUCAUCAAGGGAAAGUAGUUGAACAAGGUGCACAUGACGAGUUGAUUAAGGAUCCUGAUGGAGCUUAUUCUCAGCUUAUUCGGCUACAACAGGCACAUACCGAGGAAAUGCAUGAGGCUCCAAAUACUGUGGUGUCAGGUUCAAUAUAUAAAAGUACAAGUUUGUCUUUGGAACAAUCAAUAGCCAGAGAUUCUCCCAGGAACAGAGGACAACAUUCCUUCGCAAAAUCCAUCGGGUUGUCUGGAUCUGAUGAAUUGCACAGGCAUGUUAUUACAGACAAAAAGGAACAUGAAGAAUCUGGUGAUAGUAAGGCUCCUAAGAAAGCACCAAUCGGACGACUAUUUAAACUUAAUAAGCCGGAAGCACCAAUCCUCCUAUUAGCUGUUAUAGCUGCCUUUGUGCAUGGUCUUCUUUUCCCAUCAUUCAGUAUAAUGAUGUCUGGUGGUAUAAGAACUUUCUACUAUCCACCACACCAACUUCGAAAAGAUUCUAGAUUUUGGGCAUUGAUGUGCCUUCUGUUUGCAGUAAUUGCUCUGGUUUCAGUCCAAUUAGAAUAUUUUUUAUUUGGGGUGGCUGGUGGGAAACUUAUAGAACGUGUCCGUUCUUUGACUUUCCAAAGCUUAGUGCAUCAAGAAGUUGCUUGGUUUGAUGACCCUUCAAAUUCCAGGUUUGCUACUCGAACUAUUUUGCAAAUUUAUUUAUUUAUUCCUACAACUGUCUGGACACCAAGUUUCCUUUUUCAUUUUUACAGUGGGGCACUUAGCGCAAGGCUCUAUAUUGAUGCUUUGAACAUCCGACGCCUCGUUGGAGAUAAUUUGUCCAUCCUGGUGCAGUGUAUAGUAACACUUAUCGCUGGCUUUUCCAUAGCAUUUGCUUCUGACUGGAAGCUCACGCUGAUCGUCAUAUGUGUGAUUCCUUUAAUGGGUUCGCAAAAUUAUAUUCAAGUGAAGUUCUUGAAAGGGUUCAGUGAAGAUGCUAAGGUGAUGUAUGAAGAUGCAAGUCAAGUUGUAACUGAAGCAAUUGGUAGUAUUCGGACAGUAGCAUCUUUCUGUGCGGAGAAGAGAGUAAUUACAUCAUACAGCCAAAAAUGCCAAGCUUCAAUGAAACAGGGCAUUAGAAGCGGAAUGGUUGGAGGCCUUGGUUUCAGUUUCUCGUCCUUAAUGUUGUAUCUCACGUAUGCUCUUUGUUUCUAUGUUGGUGCGCAGUUUGUAUCUGAAGGCAAAUCCACCUUUAACGACGUUUUUAGAGUUUUCUUUGCUUUGGUUUUCACAGCGUUUGGAGUUUCCCAAACAAGUGCAAUGGCAUCAGAUUCAACAAAAGCUCAGGAAUCCACAGCUUCCAUACUAGCUAUCAUAGACAGGAAGUCUAAAAUUGACUCAACUAGUGAUGAAGGCAUGAUGCUAGAAAAGGUUGAUGGCAUUAUAGAUUUUAAAAAUGUAAGCUUCAAAUACCCAUCCCGCCCAGAUGUCCAAGUGCUCCGUGACUUUACUUUGGACAUUCCAGCCAGAAAGACUGUUGCACUUGUUGGAGAGAGUGGUAGUGGCAAGUCCACAAUAAUUUCUUUGCUCGAGCGAUUCUAUGAUCCGGAUUCUGGCACAAUCUCACUAGAUGGAGCAGAACUCAAAAAACUAAAACUGAGUUGGUUAAGAGACCAAAUGGGCUUGGUAAGCCAGGAACCUGUACUCUUUAAUGACACAAUUCAUGCCAACAUAGCAUACGGAAAACAAGGAGAAGUGAGUGAGGAUGAGAUUAUCGCUGCUGCCAAGGCAGCCAACUGUCAUGAGUUCAUAUCUAGCUUACCUCAGGGAUAUAGCACUACCGUAGGUGAGAGAGGAACACAGCUAUCUGGUGGGCAAAAACAACGGGUAGCUAUUGCAAGGGCCAUCCUGAAGGACCCAAAAAUACUUCUACUUGACGAGGCAACAAGUGCCCUGGAUGCUGAAUCAGAGCGUAUUGUUCAAGAUGCGUUGGAUCAAGUGAUGGUCAGCAGGACCACGAUUGUCGUGGCUCACCGACUGUCCACAAUCAAAGGGGUGGAUAUGAUUGCAGUUGUCAAAGAUGGUAAAGUCGUUGAGAAGGGAAAGCACGAAUCCCUCAUGGGCAUCAAGGGUGGUGUUUAUGCAUCGCUGGUUCAACUACACUUGAAGUCAGCAUAAAGACAUGUGCAGACUUUGAUUAUUUAUUUGAGCAAGCGGCGUUUGGAGUACUAGCUAGUCAUGUGAUGUAAACAAAUGCAUGGAAGACUUAUCAUUCAUACUCCUGGUUUUGCUAUAGGUCAGUCCAAAACUCCAGGGCAAUAAAGAUAACAUCGCCUCAUCAUGUAUUUCAGAUGUUAGUGUACUGGAUAUCUAUACAUUAAUGGUAGAAAAGAAGAAGAAAAAUCGCCCUAAUCACUAAGGGCUUAUUUGGAUA
Molecule: messenger RNA, 4313 nt
Organism: Phragmites australis (common reed)
Lineage: Eukaryota; Viridiplantae; Streptophyta; Magnoliopsida; Poales; Poaceae
Product: ABC transporter B family member 9-like
Exons: 11
Coding region: 173-4057 (1294 amino acids)
Biological process (GO): transmembrane transport
Cellular component (GO): membrane
Molecular function (GO): ABC-type transporter activity; ATP hydrolysis activity; ATP binding
Source: RefSeq, a predicted model, not a curated record